GUCACCACACAACAGCAUACCACUCACCCUCCUUCAGAAUCAGAAUUUGCUCAACCCCAUCAACCUGCUACUUACUCCGGACCACCCACAGAGCUCUGUACAAACAUUUCAAACCGAUACGUGUUGUUGUCUGGACAAUUUCGACCUGGGUGGACCCUACCGCCAACAAUAAUUUCUUCAACUAACUCAGCAAACCAUAGAGCUAUCCUCCUCCCAUUGGACCAACCAUGGCCCCUCCCACCACUCUCAAGACCAAUAAUAACGUUAAGGCUCCAGACGAUGACGAUGAUGAGUGGCAAGAAAUGCCAGUCAUUCGCCCGGACGAUUCAGCAUACGAUGAUGAAGACAAGAAGAAAUUUAGAUAUAUUCCACCUAAACGAGCCACUGCAAUCAGCCCAGAGAGAGAUGCGAUGGAGUCCUCAAACGCGAUUGGAAAACUAUUAGAUCUAUCAGAGGCGGCCGCAUCCAGAGGAGAAGACUGGCGAGAAAAGUCGAAAAACCUAGAAGAAUCGAAAUAUACGAGGCUAGGACUUGAUGAUGAUCCAGAUGAAGACAACUUGAAUAAGAAGACUCAAUACCUAUUCGACUACGAGCAUAACAUGACCGCACUCAAUCAACUCCAAGCCACUAAGAAUCUAUUAAAUGAAGCUCAGAGGAUUGCUUAUGUUGGGAUGUGCAGCUUGGUGAUGAAGGAGAUGCUGGAUUCCUUGAAACGUGGUGGUCACAACGAAGUCAAUCCAGCCGUCGAAAGCAUGAAACGAUGGAGUUCCCACAUCAUAGACCAGCUCUGUAAGCACAUGGACAUCGAAACCCGUGAACGACAGAUGAUCCAGCAGUUGGCUGAACAUGGUGUUUCAGCUGAAGAUAUUGUCGAAUGUCUGAUCACCACACAUACGGUUAAAAAUCCUAACUAUGACCCAGAGGGAUCUGAGUCAAGCACUUCAGACGAUUCAGGAAGAAAAUCAUUCGAAAACUCAUCAAGUCAAGCCGCCAGUGACAAUGCCUCUUUCAGAUCGCGCUCUAGUAUGGAGAAUGCUUGGACAACUAAGAACGAGAACAGCAAUCCAUUUGGCUCCUCUGGUAGUGAUGGGUUCCGAACUUCAUUCCAGCCAGGCGGUGAACCAUUUGGAAGUGAUCCCACAAGCUCCAUACCGUGGGCCUCAGGCUCUGAACCUUCCGACCCUCCUCAAUCUGAUCCACCUCCCGAAUUCUCAACGUCUUCCGAACCAGUGCAGGAAGAUGUGGAUGACCUAGAAACCCCUAGACCUACGAAUCAUUCCUUCCCUCCUCAUUCUGAGCCGCCCAACCGAACCGAACCGCCCACUCCUGAACCCGAUGAACUUCCUAACACGUUACCGGGAAUCUCGACGACGAUUUCUUCUUCGGAUGAGAUGAUGACUUUAGACAUUCGGUGGACGGUACUGUGCGACUUGUUUUUAGUGUUGAUUGUGGAUAGUAUCUAUGAUGCUCGGUCGAGGGUAUUUCUGGGAAGAUGUGCCCAUAAACUACGUCUUUCGUGGAUGGAUGUCGUUUUGUUUGAGCGGCGGUUGACCGAAGCUCUGGAAGUGGAAGAAGAUGUGAGGAAGGAGAACAAUGCUGAAGUGAUUCAAGAACACGACCGGAAGUCGAAAAGGAAACGAUUGGUGAUGAUGGGUGCUGCUACGAUCGGCGGCGGCUUAGUGAUCGGUCUCAGUGCGGGUUUAUUGGCUCCCGUCAUUGGGGCUGGCUUGGCUGCUGGGUUUACAACUAUCGGGAUCGGUGGUACCUCUGGUUUUCUCGCUGGGGCUGGUGGUGCUGCUGUCAUCACGACCGCUGGAACUGUCACUGGGAUGAAUAUUGCUGGACGGGGAAUGGGUAAACGGACUCAGUCAGUGACAACCUUCAAGAUCCUUCCACUGCAUAACAAUCGUCGAGUCAACGUCUUUUUGACCAUGCCAGGGUUCAUGGAAGGUGCCAAUGAUGACGUUCGAUUACCAUUUAGCGUAAUGGAUCAAUCGAUGGGAGAUGUUUUUUCGAUUUUGUGGGAGCCAGAGAUGAUGGGAGAAACUGGAAACAUCCUCAAAAUUUUAACAUCUGAAGUCUUGACUCAGGUGGGACAACAAGUCUUACAAGCGACAGUAUUGACGGCGUUAAUGAGUGCAUUGCAAUGGCCCUUGAUGCUCACGAAGCUCGGCUAUCUGAUUGAUAAUCCUUGGUCUAAUGCUCUCGCCCGAGCCCGAGCCGCUGGUAUAUUACUGGCUGACAUCCUAAUCAAACGUCACAUCGGUGUCCGGCCGGUGAGUUUAAUCGGAUUCUCAUUGGGCGCGCGGGCGAUCUUCUAUGCGUUAGUCGAAUUGGCUCGUCAGAAGGCCUACGGAAUAGUCCAGGAGGUCUACCUCCUCGGGGCAACAGUGACUGCACCCGCCAAAACCUGGCGCGAGAUUCGAGGUGUCGUCGCUGGUCGGUUCGUCAAUGGGUACUGCCAAAAUGAUUGGAUCCUCGGAUAUCUGUAUCGAGCUACGACCGGGGGAAUCCAGACCGUGGCUGGACUGAGUCCAGUGACAUCAGUCCCUGAUAUGGAGAACGUCAACUUGACUGGAAUCGUGGUCGGACACAUGAGUUAUCGAGCACAAAUGCCAGUGGUCUUGGCAGAGCUGGGAUUCAAAGUGACGGCCGAUCAUUUCGAUGAGCCGGAUGCCAUGGAGGAAGAUGAGGCCCCAGAAGAGGAACCGUCGGCACUGAAGACGAUGAAAGAAGCCGAAGAAAAGAAACGGAUGAUCUUCAAUUUUACCAAGAAGCUGAAGAACGUAAGGCCGACCUCUUUGGUCCUCCAGAAGUCGCAGUCCCUCUCUGGAUCUGGACCUGCUCCCGAGGAAGACGACCAUCCGCCACGUCUAGCCCAAUCACACGCUCGCUCUGCAUCAUCCGCUUCCGUAUCUCGGAUACCAGCCUCUGACCAUAAAGACAAUACCGAUUCUUCCCCUUCUCUUUCUUCUGACACUCCAACUAAUCAAGCUCAGAUGCCCAAUCAACCUAACACAUUUGAUCUAUCGGCCAUCCGCUCUGAGAUUGCCAAAUUCACAUCCACUCAUUCCCCACAAGAUCAUCAACCUCAUCAACCAGCUUCUUCUAACCCCAUGUCAUCCACCCCCGCAAAACCUUCUUCUUGGAACGAUCCCAACACCAAAUCUUCCGCCUCUACUCCUUGGACAGAAUCCAAUGAUCCUUGGAGAACUUAAACCUUCUUCAUUUUUUUCCCUUUCUAUUCAUCAUUCAUCUUCAACUGCUUUGUCGUACCAUUUCGUUUUUUAUUCUUCCAAAGCUUCCACGUUUUCGUUUUUUUUGUGCUUUCAUUUCCUUUUUUUUUGUUGUUGGGGUUUUUUGUCUUUGUAAAGUAACUAAUCAAUCAAUCAAUCGCCAUUAACUUCCUGUUUUAUUCUUCUCAAACUUGAUCACAACAGCAUCCAUGAAAUCCCGUAUUUACUUUGUCAUUUGAAUUUAAC
Molecule: messenger RNA, 3482 nt
Organism: Puccinia graminis f. sp. tritici CRL 75-36-700-3
Lineage: Eukaryota; Fungi; Basidiomycota; Pucciniomycetes; Pucciniales; Pucciniaceae
Exons: 4
Coding region: 228-3218 (996 amino acids)
Source: RefSeq, a predicted model, not a curated record